Vigna angularis (adzuki bean) is the source of this 591-nucleotide messenger RNA. RefSeq lists its product as uncharacterized. The transcript has 4 exons. Gene Ontology annotation, biological process: rRNA base methylation. Gene Ontology annotation, cellular component: cytoplasm. Bases 1 to 591 code for a protein of 196 amino acids. NCBI's taxonomy places the organism in Eukaryota, Viridiplantae, Streptophyta, Magnoliopsida, Fabales, Fabaceae. Gene Ontology annotation, molecular function: rRNA (uridine-N3-)-methyltransferase activity. The record is from RefSeq and is a predicted model, not a curated record.
AUGGAUUACGAUAGCUAUCAAGAUAUUCUGCUAGUGGGAGAGGGAGAUUUUUCAUUCGCACUAAGCCUGGCUAGGACAUUUGGCACAGCCGAAAACAUGGUUGCUACCUCAUUGGAUUCUAAACCGUCUUUGAUGAUUAAGUAUGCAAAGGCAUCACAAAACUUGAAAGAACUUGAGGAUCUUGGUUGCACCAUUGUGAAUGAAGUUGAUGCAAAGACAAUGGCCGAACACCCACUUCUGCAAGAUCGAAAGUUUAGUCGAAUAAUUUAUUAUUUUCCUCAUGCUGGUUUCUGUGGUCGUGAAAGUGACGACUACCAGAUUGAGCUUCACAAGGACUUAGUUAGAGGGUUUCUGCAAAAUGCUAAACUUAUGCUUUGGUAUUUUGGUGAAAUCCAUAUUACUCACAAGACAAAGCACCCUUACACUCUGUGGGAUAUCGAGUUUUUGGCAAGUUGUGAGGGCUUGAGUCUUGUUGGAGAAGUUAAGUUUAAUAAAGCUCUUUAUCCUGGUUACAAUAACAAAAGAGGAUCUGGUUCAUCAUGUGAUCAAAGUUUUCUUAUUGGAGAAUGCAUUUAUGCUAUAUGGAUUUGA